Molecule: messenger RNA, 1809 nt
Organism: Castor canadensis (American beaver)
Lineage: Eukaryota; Metazoa; Chordata; Mammalia; Rodentia; Castoridae
Source: RefSeq, a predicted model, not a curated record
GUCCGCUGUACCGCUGGGGGCCAGCGCGGGAGGACCCAGGAGUCUGUGCCAGAGAGCGAGAUACCGAGCCGUGCGGAGGGAGAACGCGGAAUAUCCCGGAGCCCGGCAUUAACAUACCCUGCGCACUGGAUGGAGCAGAUCCUGAGUACCAGCCCGGCUAAACUAACCCUGGAUCCUGCACACCAACCAGAGCUGUCUCUGAGCCCCAGGCUAGCUGAGUUGACCCUGGAUUCCACAUACCAUUGAGAGAUGAACCUCAGUCCUGGCCCAGCUGAGCUUACCCUGGAUCCUGAACGCCAGGCAAAGGAGAUCCCAGCCCCCAACCUGGCCGAGUUGACCCUGGAGCCUGUGCACUGCCGACCUGAGCUCUUGGAUGCUUGUGCUGACCUCAUCAAUGACCAGUGGCCCCGCAGCCGUGCCUCCCGCCUACACUCUCUGGGCCAGUCCUCAGAUGCCUUCCCCCUCUGCUUGAUGCUCCUGAGUUCCCACCCCACACCUGAAGCAGCCCCCAUUGUGGUGGGCCAUGCCCGCUUAUCACGGGUACUGGACCGGCCUCAGAGCCUCUUAGUAGAGACAGUAGUGGUAGCCCGGGCGCUGAGGGGCCGUGGCUUUGGCCGCCGCCUCAUGGAGGGUCUGGAGGUCUUUGCUCGGGCCCGGGGCUUCCGCCGGCUGCAUCUCACUACUCAUGACCAGCUGCACUUCUACACCCACCUGGGCUACCAGCUGGGUGAGCCUGUGCAGGGCUUGGUCUUCACCAGCCAACGAUUGCCCACUACCCUGCUCCGUGCCUUCCCUAAGGCCCCCUGUCCCCGGCCACCCUGCAAGGCCCCUAGCUUCACUGCCCAACCUGCCACAAAGGAUCACAAAGGACCCCCAUUGCCACCACCUCCUCCCCUACCCCUGCUCCUGACCACCUCCCCCCCACCUCCCCUGGGGCCCCUUCCACAAAGCCUGCUAGAGACACAAUUCCAGGACCUGAGGGGAUGCCCCAUAUUCUGGAUGGAGAAAGACAUCUGAGGGCCACUGAGGGCAAGACAUUGUACUUCUGGGUUAUUGGACUGCCCAAGACAGUACCAACCUCAGCCUACUGGCCAUACCUCACCCCUAGCCCCUGGGAGCAGCCUUAGCCUGGGCAUGUUUCCUGUGUACCAGUGGGGCCAGAGGUGGCUUCAUAGCUCUGGCUCAGAGCCUUCAGUGUGGCUGAAUAAAGGCUUCCAUUGGGUGUGGCUGUGACAAUUUAUUUGUUGACCUCCACCCUCACUUCUUAGGUCCCCUAUCCCUACAGAAGUCCCUAGAUCCAACUUGGCCCUGAAGCCACCAAUGGGGUGAUACCUGUGCUUUGCCCUUCCUGCCAAGCCUGGGAGACAGUGAUGGUUCUCUUCCCUUUUCACUUAUUACCAUUCACCAAGCACCUACUGUAUAUUAGGUCCUGAAGUGGAUAACGAUGGUAAAUUACACAGACAGGGUCUCCGCCUAAGAGGAUAGACAGGCCUACAAUGUCAGAAUUCAUACUGGGACAAGGAAAUAAUGAAACUUCAGGAGCUAAGUGCCCUCACUCCCACUGGGGAUCCAGGAGACCUCCUAGGGAAGGUGGUGUCACAGCCAAGACCUGAACGCUAAGUAGGAAUUAAUCCAGGCAAGCAAGGAGGUGAGAACUGAGUGUUUUGGGGGCAGGGAACAUGAUGGGCAGAGGAAAGAGGGGACUUGUAACCACUGUGGUUGGUGGGGGUCUCAGAGGACAUGGUCCCUUGACAGAUGGAGAAUGCUGGAGGGGAGCUGCCCAGGCCGGCUGAGGGUUUGGCUGCUUUG